GGGACACUGGACCCGGAAGUGUCGCUGUGCUUGAAUGCAUGCUUGUUGGUGUGUCUGUUGUCGUCUGUCAUCACUCUCUGAGGUGGAUUAUUAAUAUGGGACCACUGUCAAACGGCACGGUGCUAAAGAACUGGACUACAGGAGCUGGGAACACCUCAAGCUGUCUUCAGUGACCAUCAGGCAGGUGCACUUUGUGAGACAAUGUUGGUGACAGCGUAUCUGGCCAUCCUCUGCCUGCUGGCCCUGUGUGUGGGCCUGGAGCUCACAGCACGCCGCCUCACACCGCCUCAGUCUGCCCCCACGGCUGUAGCCAACCCGGCUUUCCGCCGCUUCCAGAGUGUCUUCCUCCGGGCGUACCUGCUGGCUCUGUGGGCAGACUGGCUCCAGGGUCCUUACCUCUACAAACUCUACCGUCACUACAGCUUCCUGGAGUCCCAGAUAGCCAUCCUAUAUGUGUGUGGCCUGGCCUCCUGCGUCCUGUUUGCUCCCUUUUCAGGCUGGCUCCCUCAGGCUUUGGGCCGCAGACAGACGUGUCUUCUCUUCUGCCUGUCCUACUCGGCCUGCUGCCUCACCAAGCUCUCCAGAGACUACUUUGUUUUGAUUGUGGGUCGAAUCCUGGGAGGUCUGUCCACAUCCCUCCUCGCCACCACGUUUGAAGCCUGGUAUGUGCACCGGCAUGUAGACGUCCACGACUUUCCGAAGGAGUGGAUCUCCAGCACCUUCACUAAAGCUGCUACCUGGAACCAUGGCCUUGCUGUGGGUGCAGGGCUGGUGGCUAACUUGCUGGCUGAGUGGCUCCACCUUGGACCCGUGGCCCCCUUCCUCCUGGCGGUCCCCUGUCUGGGCUGCUGUGCCUGGGUAGUGCUCACGGACUGGGGAAAGGAGGAGGCUGAAGGAGAUCUUGAUGGAGGAAAACAGACUCAGCUCCUCAGUACGCCAAAUGGGGGUGUGGCCCGACUGUCUGCUAAAGCUCGCUUCUCACGCAGCUGCCAAGAUGGGCUCCGCUGCCUGCUGUCAGACAGGAGAGUAAUGGUCUUAGGCGGAGUUCAGGCUCUGUUUGAAAGUGUUCUCUACAUUUUUGUUUUCCUGUGGACGCCAGUACUGGACCCCCAUGGGCCUCCUUUAGGAAUCGUGUUCUCCUGCCUGAUGGCUGCCAGUAUGGUUGGCUCUUUGCUGUACCGCUUAGCCACCUCCACACGUUACUGCCUCCAGCCUGGCCACGUGCUCUGCCUGGCUGUACUGAUGGCCUUCUUCUCUUUCUUCAUGCUGACCUUUUCCACCACUCCGGGACAGCCGAGACCUCACGACUCUUUCCUGGCCUUCCUGCUGCUGGAGUUGGCCUGCGGUCUCUACUUCCCCGCAGUCAGCUUCCUGCAGGGCAGGGUGAUCCCAGAGGAGAAGCGGGCCAGUGUGCUGACCUGGUUCAGGCUGCCCCUGCACCUGCUGGCCUGCCUCGGCCUGCUGGCUCUCCAUGGGGAGGUGUCGGGGACCGGAGGAGGGGAGGCCGGGAGCGGUACAAGACACAUGUUCGGAGGAUGUGCCGUCAUGAUGCUGGCAGCUCUGAUGGCGGUCGUGAGUCUUUUCACACUGGGCAGGAACGACUCCGAUCUGAGACUGGAGGGAACUCGGGGGGAGGGGGAGAUGUACUGAGGAAGUGGAGCUCCUGUCUGUGAUUGUCUGAUACUCAACAUGGAGACCUCAUGUUUAAUUACAGCAGUCUUUGAAUCUUUAUUUUGCCAAAUUCAUCAGUGAAGAAUGUCAGUAUCCUGAAUAUUUGUUUAUUUAAAUAUUUUUUGUUGCACUUCUGCUUUGUUGCUUAUUGUGGGGCUUUUAUCUGAAGGAUCCUUUGGGGAAAAUAGUCAUAUCUAACUUCAUCUGUUAAGUAAUUUGCUGGGAAUUUAGUCAACCUCUGAACCUUGUAUUGUUCCAUUGUUUAUUAGACAUCACCUGUGACUGCUUCAAGAUUAUGUGUUUGACAGAAUAAACAUUUUACUCAGUUUGAAGCCACAUUGAAUGAAAAUCAACAUGAAAAUAUUUGCCUUCACAAAAAGCUCAGUGAAACCCUAAAGAAUAAAAUUCUGUAGCAUGUAGAUCAUUCUUGAAAUGUCACUUCGAACAGUACUUAGGUUCGGUUUCUUCCACGUUGUUUUCCGGUAUGUUUGUAUUUUUAUUGCAAAAAAGAGCUAUGGUAGGUCAGCAUUAUGUUAAGGCAUUUUUUUUUGCAUUGUUUAUGGGAUAUUUUGUCUGAAUUUUUGAACAUAUUUAUGUUCUUUACACUUUUAAAUAAAUCUCCACCCUGUCCUUGUUGUUGUUUACUAUGAGCAGUAUUUCUACUGAGGAUUAGGAAAUGUAUUUUACACAUAAAUCACAACAUCAAAUAAAUGUUUUUGGACUGUU
This is a messenger RNA of Salarias fasciatus (jewelled blenny), 2397 nucleotides long. RefSeq names its product major facilitator superfamily domain containing 5 (gene slc61a1). The coding region runs from base 202 to 1650 and encodes 482 amino acids. NCBI's taxonomy places the organism in Eukaryota, Metazoa, Chordata, Actinopteri, Blenniiformes, Blenniidae. Gene Ontology annotation, cellular component: membrane. The transcript is spliced from 2 exons. Gene Ontology annotation, molecular function: molybdate ion transmembrane transporter activity. Gene Ontology annotation, biological process: molybdate ion transport. The record is from RefSeq and is a predicted model, not a curated record.